CGAGAGAGCGAGUGGGAGGAACCGGAGUGUAGGACAGGGUGAGGUUCUGUUAUCUCUCUCCACCACACUCUCACCUAUCGGAGCAGAACAUCUGCAGAACCCUGCUCGAGAAUGGAUACCACCGGUGCGAAAGUCCUAGAGACGGCCGACGACAUCCAGGAGCGCCGUCAGCAGGUCCUGGACCGUUACCACCGCUUCAAGGAGCUGUCGGGCGUGCGGCGGCAGAAGCUGGAGGAUUCCUACCGCUUCCAGUUCUUCAGACGGGACGCAGACGAGCUGGAGAAAUGGAUCCAGGAGAAGCUGCAGAUCGCCUCCGACGAGAACUGGAAGGACACCAGCAACCUGCAGGGGAAGCUGCAGAAACACCAGGCGUUCGAGGCGGAGGUGCAGGCCAACUCGGGCGCCAUCAUCAAACUGGACGAGACCGGGAACCUGAUGAUCACCGAGAGCCACUUCGCCUCCGAAACCAUCCGGACCCGUCUGGAGGAGCUGCACCGGCUGUGGGACCUGCUCCUGCUGAAGACCAAGGAGAAAGGACUGCGCCUGCUGCAGACCCAGAAGAUGGUGCAGUACCUGCGUGAGUGUGAGGACACGCUCGACUGGAUCAGCGACAAGGAAGCCAUCGUCACCUCAGAGGAGCUGGGCCAGGACCUGGAGCACGUCCAGGUCCUGCAGAAAAAGUUCGAGGAGUUCCAGACGGACCUGGCGGCCCACGAGGAGCGCGUGAACGAGGUGAACCAGACGGCCACCAAGCUGACCCAGGAGAACCACCCCGAGAGCGAGCAGAUCCUGAAGAAGCAGGAGGAGGUGAACACGGCCUGGCAGAGGCUGAAGGAUCUGGCCCUGCAGAGGCAGGGGAAGCUGUUCGGGGCUGCUGAGGUGCAGCGCUUCAACAGGGACGUGGACGAAACCAUCAGCUGGAUCAAGGAGAAGGAGCAGCUCAUGGCCUCGGACGAUUUCGGACGCGACCUGGCCAGCGUCCAGGCUCUCCUGCGCAAACACGAGGGGCUGGAGCGAGACCUGGCCGCCCUGGAGGACAAGGUGAACACUCUGGGGGGCGAGGCGGAGCGGCUGCAGCAGACUCACCCCCAGAACGCCUCUCAGAUCCAGCUGAAGAGAGACGAGCUCAUCACCAACUGGGAGCAGAUUCGCACGCUGGCCGCCGAGCGCCACGCCCACCUCAACGACUCGUACAGGUUGCAGCGCUUCACCGCAGAUUUCCGCGACCUCACCAGCUGGGUGACGGAGAUGAAGGCUCUGAUCAACGCCGACGAGCUGGCCAACGACGUGGCCGGAGCCGAAGCUCUCCUCGACCGGCACCAGGAGCACAAGGGUGAGAUCGAUGCCCAUGAGGACAGCUUUAAAUCCACUGCUGAGGCGGGUCAGGCCCUCCUGAACACCGGUCACUACGCCUCCGAGGAGGUCAAGGAGAAGCUGGGUAUCCUGGCGGAGGAGAAGGAGUCUCUGCUGGAGCUGUGGGAGCUGCGCAGGCAGCAGUACGAGCAGUGCAUGGACCUGCAGCUCUUCUACAGGGACACCGAGCAGGUGGACAACUGGAUGAGCAAGCAGGAGGCCUUCCUGCUGAACGAGGACCUGGGCGACUCUCUGGACAGUGUGGAGGCUCUGUUGAAGAAACACGAGGACUUCGAGAAGUCCCUCAGCGCCCAGGAGGAGAAGAUCACCGCCCUGGAUGAAUUCGCCACCAAGCUGAUCCAGAACAACCACUACGCCAAGGAGGACGUCGCCAGCCGUAGAGACGCUUUGCUGAGCAGGCGUAACGCUCUGCACGAGCGCGCUCAGUUGCGCCGCGCCGCCCUGGAGGACUCCUUCCACCUGCAGCAGUUCUUCCGCGACUCCGACGAGCUCAAGAGCUGGAUCAACGAGAAGAUGAAGACGGCCACCGACGAGGCCUACAAGGACCCCUCCAACCUGCAGGGGAAAGUCCAGAAGCACCAGGCGUUCGAGGCCGAGCUGUCCGCCAACCAGAGCCGCAUCGACGCCCUGCAGAAAUCCGGGCAGGAGCUGGUCGACGGGAAGCACUACGCCUCCGGGGAGGUGGCCACGCGCAUGGACGAGGUCAGCUCCCAGUGGAAGAAGCUUCUGGAAGCCACCGAGCUGAAAGGUAUUAAGCUGCGUGAAGCCAACCAGCAGCAGCAGUUUAACCGUAACGUGGAGGACAUCGAGCUCUGGCUCUAUGAGGUGGAGGGUCACCUGGCUUCUGACGACUACGGCAAAGACCUGACCAGCGUUCAGAACCUGCAGAAGAAGCACGCUCUGCUGGAGGCCGACGUGGCUGCGCACCAGGACCGCAUCGACGGCAUCUCCAUCCAGGCCCGGCAGUUCCAGGAGGCCGGGCACUUCGACGCCGAUAACAUCCGUAAGAAGCAGGAGGCGCUGGUGGCGCGUUACGAGUCCCUGAAGGAACCCAUGGCCGCGCGCAAGCAGAAGCUGUCCGACUCCCUGCGGCUGCAGCAGCUGUUCCGCGACGUGGAGGACGAGGAGACCUGGAUCAGAGAGAAGGAGCCCAUCGCUUCCUCCACCAACCGGGGUAAAGAUCUGAUCGGCGUGCAGAACCUGCUGAAGAAGCACCAGGCCCUGCAGGCGGAGAUCGGCGGCCACGAGCCUCGCAUCAAGGCCGUCACGCAGAAGGGCGAGGCCAUGGUGGAAGAAGGUCACUUUGCCGGUGAGGAUGUGAAGGCUAAGCUGGCGGAGCUGAACAGCCGCUGGGAGACUCUGAAGGGUAAAGCCACCCAGCGCAGGCAGGACCUGGAGGACUCGCUGCAGGCUCAGCAAUACUUCGCCGACGCCAACGAGGCCGAAUCCUGGAUGAGGGAGAAGGAACCCAUCGUCAGCAGCCCCGACUACGGCAAGGACGAGGACUCGGCUGAGGCUCUGCUGAAGAAGCACGAGGCUCUGAUGUCCGACCUGAGCGCCUACGGCAGCAGCAUCCAGGCCCUGAAGGAGCAGGCUCAGGCCUGCAGGCAACAAGUGACCCCGACCGACGACGAGACCGGGAAAGAGCUGGUCCUGGCUCUGUACGACUACCAGGAGAAGAGUCCACGCGAGGUCACCAUGAAGAAAGGAGACAUCCUCACCCUGCUCAACAGCACCAACAAGGACUGGUGGAAGGUGGAGGUGAACGACAGGCAGGGCUUCGUCCCCGCCGCCUACGUGAAGAAACUGGACCCGACCCAGUCCUCGUCCCGGGAGAACCUGCUGGACGAGCAGGGCAGCAUCGGUCUGCGCCAGGAGCAGAUCGAUAAUCAGGCUGCGGGCGCCAAGGAAGCGUGCAGCGUGUCUGUGCGCAUGAAGCAGGUGGAGGAACUGUUCGGAACCCUGCUGGAGCUGGGAGAGAAGAGGAAGGACAUGCUGGAGAAGAGCUGCAAGAAGUUCAUGCUGUUCCGCGAGGCCAACGAGCUGCAGCAGUGGAUCAACGAGAAGGAGGGCGCUCUGACCAACGAGGAGAUGGGAUCAGACCUGGAGCAGGUGGAGGUCCUGCAGAAGAAGUUCGAUGAUUUCCAGAAGGACCUGAAGGCUAACGAGUCUCGUCUGAGGGACAUCAACAAAGUGGCGUCGGAGCUGGAGUCUGAAGGACUGAUGGCCGAGGAGGCUCCCAUGGUGCAGGCCCAGCACCAAGAGGCUCUGGGUUCUGCUCCGGGCAAGGAUGAAAACGACUCCAAGUCGGCGUCACCGUGGAAGUCUGUUCGCUUGGCUGUCCAAACGACGGCUAACUUUAACACUAUCAAGGAGCUGAACAACCGCUGGAGAUCCCUGCAGCAGCUGGCUGAGGACAGGAGCAACAUGCUGGGGAGCGCCCACGAGGUGCAGAGGUUCCACCGGGACGCUGACGAGACUAAAGAGUGGAUCGAGGAGAAGAACCAGGCUCUGAACACCGAUAACUACGGACACGACCUGGCCAGCGUUCAGGCCCUGCAGCGCAAACACGAGGGCUUCGAGAGAGACCUGGCAGCUCUGGGGGAUAAGGUGAACUCCCUGGGCGAGACGGCGGAGCGUCUGAUCCAGUCCCAUCCCGAGGCCGUGGACGACAUCCAGGAGAAAUGCACGGAGCUGAACACGGCCUGGAGCAGCCUGGUGGGGCGCGCCGACCAGCGCAAGGACAAACUGGGGAACUCUCACGACCUGCAGCGCUUCCUCAGUGACUUCAGGGAUCUGAUGUCCUGGAUUAAUGGGAUCCGCGGGCUGGUGUCGUCCGACGAGAUGGCCAAGGACGUGACCGGAGCCGAAGCUCUUCUGGAGAGGCACCAGGAGCACCGGACUGAGAUCGAUGCCCGCGCUGGCACCUUCCAGGCCUUCGAGCAGUUCGGACAGCAGCUGCUGGCACGCGGGCACUACGCCAGCCCCGAGAUCCAGCAGAAGCUGGAGGCUCUGGACCGCGAGCGCGCCGACCUGGAGAAGGCCUGGGUGCAGCGCCGGAUGAUGCUGGAUCAGUGCCUGGAACUGCAGCUGUUUAACCGGGACUGCGAGCAGGCUGAGAACUGGAUGGCGGCGCGAGAGGCGUUCCUCGCCACCGACGAUAAGGGCGACUCUCUGGACAGCGUGGAGGCUCUGAUCAAGAAGCACGAAGACUUCGAUAAAGCCAUCAACGUUCAGGAGGAGAAGAUCGCCGCCCUGCAGUCCUUCGCCGAUCAGCUCGUUUCUGCCGACCAUUACGCCAAACCCGACAUCUUCAACCGCCGCAACGAGGUCCUGGACAGGUGGCGCCGCCUGAAGGCCCAGAUGAUCGAGAAGCGCUCCAAGCUGGGCGAGUCUCAGACCCUCCAGCAGUUCAGCCGAGACGUGGACGAGAUCGAGGCCUGGAUCAGCGAGAAGCUGCAGACGGCCACUGACGAGUCCUACAAGGACCCCACCAACAUCCAGCUGUCCAAGCUGCUGAGUAAGCACCAGAAGCACCAGGCGUUUGAAGCCGAGCUCCAUGCUAACGCCGACCGCAUCCGCGGCGUGAUCGAUACAGGAAACGCUCUGAUCCAGAGAGGCGCCUGUGCAGGAAGUGAGGAUGCGGUGAAGUUGCGGUUGGUAGCUCUGGAUGAACAGUGGCAGUUCCUGGUGAAUAAAUCAGCUGAGAAGAGCCAGAAGCUGAAGGAAGCGAACAAGCAGCAGAACUUCAACACCGGCAUCAAGGACUUCGACUUCUGGCUCUCUGAGGUUGAAGCUCUUCUUGCGUCGGAGGAUUACGGCAAAGAUCUGGCGUCCGUCAACAACCUGCUGAAGAAGCACCAGCUCCUGGAGGCCGAUAUCUCUGCCCACGAGGACCGUCUGAAGGACCUGAACGGCCAGGCCGACAGCCUGAUGACCAGCAACGCCUUCGACACCUCGCAGGUCAAGGACAAGCGCGACGCCGUCAACGGGCGCUUCACCAAGAUCAAGAGCAUGGCGGCGGGCCGGCGCGCCAAGCUGAACGAGUCGCACCGCCUGCACCAGUUCUUCAGGGAUCUGGAUGAUGAAGAGUCGUGGAUCAAAGAGAAGAAGUUGUUGGUGAGUUCGGAGGAUUAUGGACGUGAUUUGACAGGAGUACAGAAUCUGAGGAAGAAGCACAAGAGACUGGAGGCCGAGCUCGGCGCCCAUGAGCCCGCCAUUCAGUCUGUGCUCGACACGGGGAAGAAGCUGUCCGACGAUAACACCAUCGGGCAGGAGGAGAUCCAGCAGAGGCUGGCACAGUUUGUCGAGCACUGGAAGGAGCUGAAGGAUUUGGCCGCUGCCAGGGGGCAGAGGCUGGAAGAGUCGCUGGAGUACCAGCAGUUUGUGGCGAACGUGGAGGAAGAGGAAGCGUGGAUCAACGAGAAGCUGAACCUGGUUGGAAGUGAAGAUUACGGUGACACGCUGGCGGCCGUGCAGGGCCUGCUGAAGAAGCACGAGGCGUUCGAGACGGACUUCACCGUGCACCGGGACCGAGUGAACGACGUGUGCGCCAACGGAGACGAGCUCGUCGGGAAGGAGAACCACCACGUGGAGAACAUCACGGCUAAGAUGAAGGCUCUGCGCGGGAAGGUGGCGGAGCUGGAGCGAGCCGCCGCUCAGAGGAAAGCCAAGCUGGACGAGAACUCGGCGUUCCUGCAGUUCAACUGGAAGGCCGACGUGGUGGAGUCCUGGAUCGGUGAGAAGGAGAACAGCCUGAAGACGGACGAUUAUGGACGUGAUCUGUCCUCGGUGCAGACGCUGCUCACCAAACAGGAAACGUUUGACGCCGGACUCCAGGCCUUCCAGCAGGAGGGCAUCUCCAACAUCACGGCGCUGAAGGACCAGCUCCUGGCAGCCAAGCACGUCCAGUCCAAAGCCAUCGAGGCGCGUCACGCCACCCUGAUGAAACGCUGGAACCAGCUGCUCUCCAACUCGGCCGCCCGCAAGAAGAAGCUGCUGGAGGCCCAGGAGCACUUCAGAAAGGUGGAGGAUCUGUUCCUGACCUUCGCCAAGAAGGCGUCGGCCUUCAACAGCUGGUUCGAGAACGCCGAGGAGGAUCUGACGGACCCGGUGCGGUGCAACUCUCUGGAGGAGAUCCGGGCUCUGCGCGAGGCCCACGACGCCUUCCGCUCCUCGCUCAGCUCCGCCGAGGCCGACUUCAGCCAGCUGGCCGAGCUGGACCGCCAGAUCAAGAGCUACCAGGUGGUGUCCAACCCGUACACCUGGUUCACCAUGGAGGCUCUGGAGGAGACCUGGAGGAACCUGCAGAAGAUCAUCAAGGAGCGCGAGCUGGAGCUGCAGAAGGAGCAGAGGAGGCAGGAGGAGAACGACAAGCUACGUCAGGAGUUCGCUCAGCACGCCAACGCCUUCCACCAGUGGCUGCAGGAGACCAGGACAUACCUGCUGGAUGGCAUAGCGUAUCGCCGGGUAAUCCGGGUGUAUCAGUACGAGGUCGAUGACGAUCUUUCCGGAAGGUCCUGCAUGGUGGAGGAGUCUGGGACUCUGGAGUCUCAGCUGGAGGCCACGAAGAGGAAGCACCAGGAGAUCCGAGCCAUGCGCAGCCAGCUGAAGAAGAUCGAGGAUCUGGGAGCAGCGAUGGAGGAGGCGCUGAUCCUGGAUAAUAAAUACACUGAACACAGCACGGUGGGACUGGCACAGCAGUGGGAUCAGCUCGACCAGCUGGGCAUGAGGAUGCAGCACAACCUGGAACAGCAGAUACAAGCCAGAAACACCACAGGAGUGACGGAGGAGGCUCUGAAGGAGUUCAGCAUGAUGUUCAAGCACUUCGACAAGGAGAAAUCGGGUCGUCUGAACCACCAGGAGUUCAAGUCGUGUCUGCGCUCUCUGGGUUACGACCUGCCCAUGGUGGAGGAGGGAGAACCAGACCCAGAGUUCGAGUCCAUCCUCGACACCGUCGACCCCAACAGGGAUGGAAACGUGUCGCUGCAGGAGUACAUGGCGUUCAUGAUCAGCCGGGAGACGGAGAACGUGAAGUCCAGCGAGGAGAUCGAGAGUGCGUUCCGCGCCCUCAGCGCCGAGAACAAACCGUACGUCACCAAGGAGGAGCUCUACCAGAACCUGACGAAGGAGCAGGCCGAUUACUGCAUCUCUCACAUGAAGCCGUACCUGGACAGCAAGGGCCGCGAGCUCCCGUCGGCAUUCGACUUCGUGGAAUUCACCCGCUCGCUCUUCGUCAACUGAUCCCCGCCCUGCCAGGGACCGAUCGGGACGCGUUCGUUAACCCUCCCUCGCGCUACGACACACGGCUGAACGGCAUGACUCUGACGUUAGAUCUCUCUAUAGCACUAUAGUUCUCUCUGUAACCGCUUGGAUCUGAUAAUCUGAUGCGUCUGUGCUUCACUCACUCUGCUGUCGUUACUCUGUGCUCUACGUGAAUGUGAAUGUUUCACUGCUUUGCUUGAUUUAGAGAAACGUAAACAGACCGCAGGCUGUUACCAGUGCUCGUGAUUCUGCAGUGUGUAACCUUUCAUUUAUUCAUUCAUUAAUAAACGCUACUGAUUAGAACUGGAAA
Messenger RNA from Trichomycterus rosablanca, 7948 nucleotides. It is a transcript of the gene sptan1, whose product is annotated as spectrin alpha, non-erythrocytic 1. The record is from RefSeq and is a predicted model, not a curated record. Gene Ontology annotation, cellular component: plasma membrane; cell junction; cell projection. NCBI's taxonomy places the organism in Eukaryota, Metazoa, Chordata, Actinopteri, Siluriformes, Trichomycteridae. The transcript has 57 exons. Gene Ontology annotation, biological process: actin cytoskeleton organization. Gene Ontology annotation, molecular function: actin filament binding; calcium ion binding. The coding region runs from base 112 to 7617 and encodes 2501 amino acids.